Echinococcus granulosus is the source of this 318-nucleotide messenger RNA. RefSeq names its product Signal recognition particle protein. The record is from RefSeq and is a predicted model, not a curated record. Lineage: Eukaryota; Metazoa; Platyhelminthes; Cestoda; Cyclophyllidea; Taeniidae. Bases 1 to 318 code for a protein of 105 amino acids. Gene Ontology annotation, biological process: SRP-dependent cotranslational protein targeting to membrane, signal sequence recognition; SRP-dependent cotranslational protein targeting to membrane. Gene Ontology annotation, molecular function: 7S RNA binding. The transcript has 2 exons. Gene Ontology annotation, cellular component: signal recognition particle, endoplasmic reticulum targeting.
AUGGCUUCUGAUCUCACUGCUCCGAAACCCUUUUCACCUUUGAUGCGACAUUCUGACAAAGAGAGAUGGAUAUGCAUUUAUCCAGUUUAUUUAAAUAGUCGUGUUACGCGGGCGAAGGGGCGCAAGGUUUCUAUGGAGCAAGGCGUCGACAAUCCCAAGCAUACCGAAAUCUGCGCCAUAUUACAGAACAUGGGACUUCAGCACUUAGCUGAAAAUAAGGUUCAUUCUCGUGAGAGGGAUCCUGCGGAAACGCAAAACCGCUGGCGCGUUAGGGUACAGCUGAAGAACGAUGAUGGGUCCCCUUGCAUGCCAGAGUAG